Messenger RNA from Saccostrea cuccullata (small rock oyster), 1045 nucleotides. Its product is annotated as POTE ankyrin domain family member A-like. Gene Ontology annotation, molecular function: protein binding. NCBI's taxonomy places the organism in Eukaryota, Metazoa, Mollusca, Bivalvia, Ostreida, Ostreidae. Bases 69 to 746 code for a protein of 225 amino acids. The transcript has 4 exons. The record is from RefSeq and is a predicted model, not a curated record.
GGAGCUUAGGAAAAAGAAUUAUACACUAUCAUAAAUUGUGUUUAAACCUUAUACAGUUGUACAACCGUAUGUCCUCAUUCAAAAUGGAGAAUAAAACCCCGUCAUUUGAGCAAUUGAUGCUGAAAGUUGUUUAUGACGGGGAUAUAAAGAAUUUAAUGAAGUUUUUGCGUUUUGGAAUAAGUACAAAUAUUUUCGACAACAAUGGUGACCCACUGUUAUUCACACCCAUAGUUAAUGGAAACGUUGACAUGUUGGAUGCCUUGUUGACGCAUGGUAAAUGUGACCUGAACAAAUCAAGUCAGGAAUAUAGAACACCGUUGAUGUUAGCAGUUGAGAUGGAUGAUAUUAGAAUGAUAAGACAUCUUAUCAAAGCAGGUGCUAAUGUGAACACAAUCGACAAUUUAGGCAAGACUGCAUUAUUGCUUGCUUUGGAAGAGGGAAAGUUUGAAAUAGCAGAAUAUUUAAUCAAACACGGUAGCGAUGUUAACAGUGUGGAUGACUUAGGUCAGUCAGCAAUGUUCCACAUUACUAGUGGAGAAAGGAGAGACUGCUCUAGAAUCAUCAAGAUCCUUCUUCAAUGUGAUUACAAGAUCAAAGAAAAUAUUGAUCAGAUUUCAAGAGAAGAAAUUGCCAAGUAUCAAAAGCAACAAGAAAAGAAAAUACCUAACUUAGUAAGAAAAAUAAGCCUGAAAAUGAAAAGAUUACCCAGUGUUAGAAAAAGUUCACGGAUUACAAAAUUCUCUUGAAAGAGUUGUGUAAAGUGAUAAUACUUUCCGUUCCCUUCGGAGGAUCUCCACAGCCUUCUCCCUCACAGCUGGCAGAACUCUUUCAAUAGACCUUGAUGUUUCGAUUUCGAGAAUAAGAGUCUUUGGAAAAGGGAAAUAAAUCAGCUUGAAAGUCAGAUGAAGAGGUUUUUAUGUGGUGAAGCAUUAAUCCAAAGAAAACAGAAUGAUGUGCAAUUGUAACAUAAACAAUGAACAAACAGAAGUUCCUAGAUGAACUUUUACUAAAACAGUCAGAAUAAACAGAGAGUCGCCCUCUGAUA